Messenger RNA from Fomitiporia mediterranea MF3/22, 1350 nucleotides. RefSeq lists its product as uncharacterized. The transcript is spliced from 24 exons. The record is from RefSeq and is a predicted model, not a curated record. NCBI's taxonomy places the organism in Eukaryota, Fungi, Basidiomycota, Agaricomycetes, Hymenochaetales, Hymenochaetaceae. The coding region runs from base 88 to 1221 and encodes 377 amino acids.
GUCCCUUCUCCGCAGUGCCGUGUACCGUGUCCCUCCUUGCUUUUUGGCUUCCACGACGCCUUCACGUAUAGUAUAGGGAAGUCGACGAUGGCGUCUCAGGCUCCGGCUGGGGAGAAUUUUGACAUCGGCGGGACAUUCGGCAUUGCCUAUGUAGGGGCGAUGAUCGCGAUGGCUCUAUACGGUAUAACGACACUGCAGAGCUAUUUGUAUUAUAUGUAUUAUCCAAAGGAUAGAGCAACCCUAAAACUUCUUGUUGCGACGAUAUGGGCACUUGAAACUUUGCAGGUCGCUCUCGUCUGCCAUUCGAUGUAUCAUUACCUCAUUAGCCAAUAUGCAAAUCCGCUGGCUCUUGGAAUUGGCACUUGGUCUCUCUAUGUGUCAAUCCUAUGUAAUGUCCUCAUCGCGACGUUAGUACAAUUAUUCUUUGCAGUCAGGGUGCACAUCCUAUCCAACAGCAUGUGGUGGCUGUCAAUCCUUAUUAUGGUUACUGUACUCGCACAUCUUGCUUUUGGCCUAGAAACCGUUAUCAAAAUGCUUAUUCUAAAAGAACUCAGCAAGCUACCGACCAUCACGCUCAAUGCUGCCCUCCCCUUCGCCAUUACUGCUGUCUUCCCUGACGUACUCAUUGCAAUUUCACUGUGUUAUUUCUUACAUAGUGUAAAAUCGGGUUUCCGAGGGACGAAUGCCUUGCUUAAUACGUUGAUGAUAUAUGCGGUUAAUCGGUGUCUCCUUACAUCCGUGGUUGCAAUUGUCGAGGUCGUUCUGUUCAAGACUAUCCCCGGCUCGUUCUACUUCCUUGCCGUAGACUUUUGCAUUGGGAAACUUUACGCAAAUUCUCUACUCGCAACACUGAAUACUCGACAAGCUCUCCGUGGUAGAGGUUACGAAAGCGACUCCCUCUCUAUCGCCACCCCCUCCUCGCGUUCCAUACCCACACCACAAUUUGGGUCAGGCUUAAGCCGACGGACAGACCCAGUUGAGCUAAGCGAUCUUCGAGGAACCUGGCGCAGUAAUAUCCGUUCGCAAGGAAGUGCGGAUAGUACGAGUGUUCCGGGUUUGAACUCGGAGAUACAUCGAAUACAUAGGAGUGAGAUGCAGAAGGAUGAGUUGUUGGAUGUGAGUGUUAGUACACCCGGGGAGGUCGGGCUCGAGGAUGAGGAAAGGGAUUUGGAACUGGGAGGGAGAGAAGCCCCGCAGAAAGUCGUGACUUUCGAUUCAUAGCCACGCGGAUUUGAUGGCAUCAUAUCUUGUAUUAUGUAUGGACUUGGAUUAGGUAUUAGCGUGCUCGGACACUUCGGAUGGAACGAGAUUAAUCUUCGACAUGAUCUAAAUGUGAUAGAAUACGACGCG